GUGAUUCAACCAGUGGUCAGCGAGCUAUUUAUCAUGGUUUGGGAUUAACAGGAAUUCCUAUCAUAAAUGUGAACAACAACUGCUCAACUGGCUCAACAGCUUUGUUCAUGGCCAGACAACUAAUUCAAGGAGGUUUGGCUGACUGUGCCUUGGCUCUUGGAUUUGAGAAGAUGGCAAGAGGGUCCAUUGCAUCGAGUCCGUUCAAUGACAGGGUGAGUCCAAUGGACAAACAUUUAGAAGUGAUGGUAAACAAGUAUGGCAUAGCUGCAGCACCAAUUACUCCACAGUUGUUUGGAAAUGCUGGCAAAGAACAUAUGGAGAAAUACGGAACAAAGCAAGAACAUUUUGCAAAAAUUGCAUGGAAAAAUCAUAAACAUUCAGUUCACAAUCCUAAUUCCCAGUUUCAAAAGGAGUAUAGUUUUGAUGAAGUGUUACAGUCACGCAAGGUUUAUGAUUUCUUGACACUUCUGCAGUGUUGCCCAACAUCUGAUGGUGCAGCAGCUGCCAUAUUGGCUAGUGAAGAGUUUGUGAAGAAGAAUGGUUUGGAGCCAAAAGCUGUUGAAAUUGUAGUCCAAGAGUUGAUGACGGAUCUCCCAAGCACAUUUGAAGAAAACAGCUGCAUCAAAAUGGUUGGCUUUGAUAUGGCUAAGGAAGCUGCAAGAAAGUGCUUCUCAAAAGCUGGCCUGAAACCGGAAGAUGUGGAUGUGAUUGAGCUACAUGACUGCUUCUCUGCUAAUGAAUUACUUACUUAUGAAGCUCUAGGACUUUGUCCUGAAGGAAAAGCUGGUGAGCUCAUUGAAAGAGGAGACAAUACUUAUGGUGGAAAGUGGGUCAUAAAUCCAAGUGGUGGCUUGAUCUCAAAAGGACAUCCACUGGGUGCCACAGGUCUGGCUCAGUGUGCCGAGCUCUGCUGGCAGCUAAGAGGAGAAGCUGGAAAGAGACAGGUUCCUGGUGCAAAGGUUGCCUUGCAGCAUAACUUGGGCCUUGGUGGUGCUGUAGUAAUCUCCCUCUACAAAAUGGGCUUUCCUGAAACGGCACGAAAUCGGCAAAUCCAAGCUGUUCCCACUAAGGCAGCUGUGGAAGGAUUUAAAGCAGACCUCGUCUUCAAAGAAAUUGAAAAGAAACUUCAGGAGGAAGGAGAGCAGUAUGUCAAGAAAAUUGGUGGAAUUUUUGCCUUCAAAGUAAAAGAUGGUCCUGGAGGCAAAGAAGCAACCUGGAUAGUUGAUGUGAAAAAUGGUAAAGGCUGUGUAGAUUUUAACUCAGAUAAGAAAGCUGACUGCACGAUUACCAUGGCUGACUCUGAUUUGCUGGCUCUGAUGACGGGCCAGAUGAACCCACAAACAGCUUUCUUUCAAGGAAAAUUGAAGAUUGCUGGGAACAUGGGCAUGGCAAUGAAGCUCCAGAAUCUACAGCUCCAACCUGGCAAAGCUAAACUUUGAAUUGCUCUGAUUUUAAGAUGCAGUCAGGACUUUAAAAUGAGUUUCUCUCAAAAACUAGGCUGGAACUAGAUGUUGGAAGUAGCAUGGUACUGUGUGAUCAACUCUAGCUUUCCUGAAGCCUCUGCUUAAUGAAGAUUUUGGAAUUAGUUUCCAUAAAUCAGUCAAUAAAAUAUUAAUGGUUGGAUAACCUAAGACAGUUUAUAAUGGUUAAGACCAGUAUGAAUGCACAAUUGCAAUAUAUUAGAAACUGUGAUUUCAGUCCAUUUGAAAUUGUUUCUAAAAGUACUAGAAUAAGACCUGUCUACUCUCAUUCUAAUGAAAUUUUUAACAUAGGAAAGGCAGUAAGUAUGCAAAGAUAAUAUUACUUGUUUGGCAAAAAUCUUCCUUGGUUUCAUGAAAGGCUUAGAAAAUGCUGCUUCUUUCUUUUUCUAUUUUUUCCAACUUUUCAUGAGAUCCAGAAAGCUAACUUAGGCCGCAGUCUCACAACCUUGGGCAUAUCUAGUGAAAUCUUUUAUUUGUUCUUUGUUUUUAGUGCACAUAUAUAUGCCUCCCAAUUCACCAAAUCUCUUUUACAUUCCCUCAGAUUUCAAAGAUAGCUUGGUAAUGACAGAAAAUCCAAAUCUCCCAUAGCUGAACACAGUUUGUGUAAUUUGGAUCCUAGCCUUGACUAAUAAAAUUUACCUCUUUCUAAAUUGA
Messenger RNA from Pogona vitticeps (central bearded dragon), 2135 nucleotides. The record is from RefSeq and is a predicted model, not a curated record. NCBI's taxonomy places the organism in Eukaryota, Metazoa, Chordata, Lepidosauria, Squamata, Agamidae.